GAUUCUCCAGAGCAAUUACCUGAACAGAUAGGCUUACGAUGUAAUGAUACUCCUGCAUCUGAUAUAACUAAUAACACUUCAAAUUCUGAUGUAUGCCAGGAGUCAUCGUCCCAAUAUCCCGCAUCACCUAUUCGCACAGAGGCUAAAUCAUCAGAGGACAAGGAGGUGGAUGUAUUUCACGACUCAAUAUUUAAUGAAAGGGUUAGAAAAGAGAAGAAACUUCGAGAUCAAGAGGUAUCUUCGGGGAGACAAGACACUUCAGAAGAAUUGAUGUCCUCUCAUCCACCUUCUACCAAUAAUGACGUGAGCCGGCUUCCAGCUAAAGAUUCUAAUCCUGAAGCGAAACUUUUUUAUUUGGGGUCUGUUGCAGAGCAACGCCAUUACCAUGACAAAUCACCGGAAGACAAAGCAAUUGACGAAUUCCUAGAUUCAGAGUAUAGAGAAACGGUUAGUAAAAAGAUAAUUCAAAAUAUUAAGGAGGAAAAACUUCGAGAUCAAGAGAAAUUCAUAACUUCCCAGGAUACUAUCCCUAAUAUUUCUUCCGAAAUAAAAAUUCCCUAUAAUCAGAAAGUAGAACGAGGUUUAAUAAGUGAAUUGCUUGAAUUUAUUAGGAGCAACGACGCCACAAUCCCACAAAAUUCGUAUUCUAUAUCUGGAAAACAAAAUUUUGACUUAUUUAAGAAAAAUAUGACAUAUGUGGGUGAUUUAACUAUAGGUACCACACCUUACCUAGCACAUGUUGGCUUACGCCAAUAUGCCAUAGAGCAUGGAAUGGAUCCUGAAGAAUUUUCAAUCAUUACAGAGGCUGAAAGAAAUAGGUGGGCUAUAGGUUGUUUUCCUGCCGAUUUGGAAAGAGAUAUACGCUUUUAUCGCGGUGGAAUAGAAAGUAAAGAAGACCCUGGAAAAUAUCGUGAAUUUUUAACAGAUCGGGAGAGGCUGGUCGGUGAAGAGUUAUUACGUCGCAGUAUGGUAAAGAGCGGUUUAAGUACUGCAUGGCUCGAUAAUCUUAUGGAAGAAUGGGAAAAAACUUAUAAUCAAUUCAAAUUUUUAGCCAGUCCUAGCCAAAAAAUAAAUCACAUUUUGCCGUUAUAUUACGAUUUCGAUCAUGGAAAUAAAAACGUUACUGGGUUAGACGGUGUUGAGUUAGGUGGUGCUGGGUUGGACGGUGCUGG
Racocetra fulgida is the source of this 1172-nucleotide messenger RNA. The record is from the annotation of a GenBank genome assembly. NCBI's taxonomy places the organism in Eukaryota, Fungi, Glomeromycota, Glomeromycetes, Diversisporales, Gigasporaceae.